AUGGAAGUGAAGGGCCGUAAAGUGAGAGCGACGAUCUGGGAUACAGCUGGCCAGGAACGUUUCAGAACACUGACGAGCAGUUAUUACCGUGGAGCUCAUGGGAUUAUUUUGGUUUAUGAUGUUACUUGUCAAAGCAGUUUCGAGAAUCUUCAAACGUGGCUCAGCGAGUGUGAAAAUUAUUGUACCGACCAGGCAGAGGAUAUUAUAAAACUCCUUGUAGCGAACAAGGUUGAUCUUCCAAACCGAGCUGUUUCAACGCAAGACGGUCAGAACUUUGCGAAGCAGCACGGGAUGUUGUACAUCGAAACGAGUGCAAAAGAGAACAUAGGCGUGAACCAAGUGUUUGAAGAAUUGGUAACAAAAGUUCUUGAAAGUCCGGUGUUAAUGGAGAGUCUCGGUUUUAAGCCAUCUGCAGCGACGAUCACUUUAACAGAGAAAGAGGAAGCUUCCCAGGGUUGCUAUUGUUAG
Molecule: messenger RNA, 468 nt
Organism: Blastocystis hominis
Lineage: Eukaryota; Bigyra; Opalinata; Blastocystidae
Exons: 5
Coding region: 1-468 (155 amino acids)
Molecular function (GO): GTP binding; GTPase activity
Source: RefSeq, a predicted model, not a curated record